This is a messenger RNA of Rotaria socialis, 492 nucleotides long. The record is from the annotation of a GenBank genome assembly. Lineage: Eukaryota; Metazoa; Rotifera; Eurotatoria; Philodinida; Philodinidae.
AUGGAUGAUAACGAAAUUUCAUUAGCAAUAACGAACACUGACGAAAAUACAACAACAACAGCAGCAGCAGCAGCAAGUAUUUGUUCAUCAACGAAAACAACUACUCAUAUACCAAAAGAUUUAUUUUCGUGUCUGAUCUGUUAUGAAACAUUUGGUGUCGAUCAACAACAACUUGUAGCUUUAAAAUGUGGUCAUAUGUUUUGUGCAUUAUGCAUUCACCAAUGGUUUACGACAAACAAAGUUUGUCCGACAUGUCGAAAACGAUGUUGGCUAAAAGAUAUCUUGUAUAUUGAUGUUUCGGCUUGUAUUGUUGCUUAUGGAAAAAAGAAAAUUAAUAAUUUAAGUGCCGAACGUGAUCGUCUGAAAAAUGAUAUACAAACAUUGAAAAAUUCGAUUGCAAACACACGACAAUAUGUACGAAAAACUGAAAGUCGAUUACAAACUAAACGAAUAUUAUUACAUCGUUUAAAAUAUAUUUGUAAACGAAAGUAG